AUGGGCCCCCCCGAUUACUCCUCUAGGCGUAAGACCCAUGCGUGCAGCCCGGCUAGUGCUUUUAGACUCCGGAACUUCAUUUUGAGAGAUCAUAUAUCUGGAGGAAUCUUUUGGGAAAGCUUUGAUUAUCCCUGUGAUACUUUCUUACCUAAAAUGAUGAUAGGAUUCGACAAAGGAGGAGCUUAG
Prunus armeniaca (apricot) is the source of this 186-nucleotide messenger RNA. The record is from the annotation of a GenBank genome assembly. NCBI's taxonomy places the organism in Eukaryota, Viridiplantae, Streptophyta, Magnoliopsida, Rosales, Rosaceae.